CUGAGCAGGAAGGAAACCGCUCCCCGAGCGAGCGGCAGCGUCGUCUCCAGGCCGUGCAGCUACAGCUACCUCCGCUCAUCCGCCAGUCCUUACACCCGCAGCAUGAGUGGACUUCGCGUCUACAGCACGUCGGUCACCGGGUCCCGUGAAAUCAAAUCCCAGCAGAGCGAGGUGACCCGCAUCCUAGAUGGAAAGCGCAUCCAGUACCAGCUAGUGGACAUCUCCCAGGACAACGCCCUGCGGGAUGAGAUGCGAGCCUUGGCGGGCAAUCCCAAGGCCACCCCACCCCAGAUUGUCAACGGAGAUCAAUACUGUGGGGACUAUGAGCUCUUUGUGGAGGCUGUGGAACAAAACACGCUGCAGGAGUUCCUGAAACUGGCCUGAGCCAAGCCCCAGCUGGCCAACUACUCCGUCACCACAUUCCCCCAGCCCCCAGCCAUUGUGGGCCAUGAAGGACCUUGUGACCAACUCCUUUAUUCCUAACCUUCUGACCUUGGAGCCCUGCUCUCCAACUGAAGCCUAUCCUCCUCUUCCCUCUCCUCGAUUCAGAGGCAACAUUCCUUACCCAGUAGUCUCAGAAAUUGUCUUAAACAACAGCCCAAGUGCCGGCUUGUCUCAGCCUGGCCCUGGGGCUGCCACCCUGCCUGGCACUGGCUGAUGGGCACCUUUGUUGGUUCCAUUAGCCAGGGCCCUGCCAAAGGCCCCGCAGUCCCCCACCUGGGAGCACCCUACAGAUGAUUAAAUGUCCCAUUCCAUUGG
Messenger RNA from Artibeus jamaicensis (Jamaican fruit-eating bat), 759 nucleotides. RefSeq names its product SH3 domain binding glutamate rich protein like 3 (gene SH3BGRL3). The coding region runs from base 103 to 384 and encodes 93 amino acids. The record is from RefSeq and is a predicted model, not a curated record. NCBI's taxonomy places the organism in Eukaryota, Metazoa, Chordata, Mammalia, Chiroptera, Phyllostomidae. The transcript has 3 exons. Gene Ontology annotation, cellular component: cytoplasm.